Molecule: messenger RNA, 3477 nt
Organism: Ceraceosorus bombacis
Lineage: Eukaryota; Fungi; Basidiomycota; Exobasidiomycetes; Ceraceosorales; Ceraceosoraceae
Source: the annotation of a GenBank genome assembly
AUGUCUCAGUACGAUCAGCGCUUCUCCGCAUCAUCCCUUGCGGGGCCCAGCAACGGCAGCGGUCGCGAUGCGAAUGGAUCUUUCGACGCGUCGCACCUCGACCCGAAUAGUCAGAGGAGCUCGUCAAAUAAUAUGAGAGUUGAGCCGGGCGCACGCCACGCUUCCAAGCAGGUGCUUGCCCAGACUGCGCUUAGAUCCCCCUUUGAAGAGGCGACAGCCAGGACGCGCCCUCACCCUCGUGACACCAUGUCCACUUAUUCACGCGCUUCCAUCGCGCAGUCACUCGACGACGAGGCACUCGCUUCGCGGGCUCCAGCGUCGCAGCGAACGCUGCAUCCUGCUGAAGCAGGCUCCGGCUCCGUCGAUCGGAAUUCCGCUUUGGGCGAUGAGCCUCGCUCUCGAAGGGCCCCUCCGACGAGCGAAACCUUGCGCUCGACCGGCGCAAACUACGACUUGCCAAGAUCCUCCUUGGCUGGACAUUCUCAAGCUUCGCAAACAUCUGGCAUCGGCCCGCGAGGGAACGCACUAAACGUCCGUGACUUUGCGAUGGGUCCCUACGAUUCGCGGACACGGGUUGCGCCCGCUGCUCACGACGUCCACGGAAGCGCUGAUCGGACGAGGGUAUACGGCUUGGCUCGCGAUCUGCGAGGAGUAUCUCCAGACAGUGCCCAUCUACCCCUCUCGAUGGGGGGCAGUGAUUAUGGGUCCCAUCCAACAGCCGCCGGAGCUGUAGUUGGCCAAUCUGCGACGAGUGUAGCCAGCAAUGGGUUCAGCGUAGAGAUCUUUGCCCCCAGCUUCGAUCAUCGAGGUUAUCCAAUCUACUCGGGCAGAGCUGCCAUGAUCCGAGGCAGGAUACGCAUGCAUGCGAGCGAGAGCUGCGAAGUCAUCGUCAAGGUGAGUGGGCAGUCUGUGCGGCUCGUAGGCGAGGUCUGGGACUGACGCUUGCGUGAAAACGCUCCAUGUCUUUGCAGCUUUGGGCGUACACGUCUCAAGGGUCUCCUGCGGCUAUCUGGGACGGUAUCGCUUUGUUGCCUCCAGAUCAAGGCAGCGAGACUCGAGUAUUUGAAGUUUUCGACACCGUCAAGACUGAUGCGCCUGGCGCACGCCUCCGGCCCCGUCCUGCUGCGCCUGGCGAGCAACCCUCCGACCAUUUCCCGGCGACUGAUGAUUUGGUUCUGGAGCUGCCCUUCGAGACGCAAAUGCCACAAGGUACUGCGACAAGAUGGAGGGACGGCGAAACGCAGGUCGUGCCAGUCGCCAUGCCUCCAAGCUUCGAAAUGUCUAGCGAGUCGGAUGCGAAGAAGAGGGCAGACGAUCGAGCUACCGAAAAGGAGAUGGCCGAGAGAUUAAAGCACGGGACGGUGACUUCAUCCGCAGUUAGCGUCAGGUCAAAGAUGACGCUAGGCUUUGGCAGUGCUGGCGGAUCGGUCGCGAACUCUGUGAGAGAGGCGCUGGAGAAGGGUUUUGGGGAAGUGUAUAGAAUUGGUUGCUUCUACUCCCUCAGCUUCACACUGCAACGGCAAGGGGACCCGGAGAAGGAGUCGAAGUUCGGGAAGCUGGUGGGCAAGAAGGUCAAGAAGGAAAAGCGGCCAUACGAUACGUGAGUCUCGUUCAGUUACAAGGCUGAUAUGCGAUUGACAUGGCUUCUAUGCAUCACGACCGCUCGGCUGACCGUCGUAUGACCGGUCCUUUCACAGCAUCACGAUCCCGUUCCUGUUCCUGGGAGAACCGUCCGCCCUUCGUUUGCCACCUCAGAGCCUGCCAGACGCUCUACCGAGCGAGAUAUUCUUCAGGGCUAAUACCCGCGUGGCUGAAGACUGGAUCAUUGCCCAAGCCACAGCAAAAUGGAGCGGCAGUCUUAUUCGCACCGCUAAGCGCAGCGUAGAGCUUGAGGUGCGUUGUAUCGACUUGGUGGUGGAAAUCCUGAUCCCUGCUGAGUCUCGCGUCUUCAACGCAUUCACAGCUGCACAUGUAUGGAGUCGAGGGGCAGCCGCCCGUCCUACAUGCGCCCUCUGCGUUCCCCAUUUUGAUAGUGAUUCGACCAAAUGAUCCUCACCUUUUACCGCGACCUAGGGAAUCGACCAACUCUCCAAGCAUGAGCAUCAGUGCCUCUUGGAAUUCGGCGGCAGGGUCUCCAGUCCCUUCGCAUACUCACAGUCCGGGGGCUUCGAUACAGGGAAUGCCUUUGCCACCUCCUGCAUCCGGCCUGCCGUCUUCCAUUCACGACGCGCUCGGCGAGCAACAAGAGCGAAUCGACGACGUCGAGAGCACUUCAAAUGACGGCCUUGUGUCGCGUUUCAUGCGAUCGUCACUGAAUCUCACUCGCGCACCCUCAGGACAUUCGAGCGCACAGAACCCGAUGCCGACUUCACGCAGCUCUGCCAGCAUUGCUAGUCCAUCGACAGGCGCCUCCCAUCGAAGCAGCACCUCCAAGCAAAUCACAAAGCAACGCUCCACCGCGAGUCUUGCGAGUGCAUUCGGCAAGCGGAGGCCGUACACUGCUCCUACAAGCUCUCGAGGAUCUCUUUCGCCGCCAGGUUCGUCUACGGUGGUGCCGGAGCGCAGCGAUGGGCUGGACCUAGCAAAGUUGGUGCGCGUGUCGCUAUUGCAGACCACCUACUGCACGGCAACAGGACCUUCUGAUGUGCCACGAGUGAGACGAAAAGUCAUCUCCUUGGCAGAAGUCGAGGAGAUAGAUCCAGCCACUGUAGUCGGCGGACCUGCGAGCCCUCCGCUUGACCUCGGAUUGGGCGAAGGCGAGACCACUGGAGCUGCGGCUUCGAGAGCUUUGAUCGCACACGCCAAGACUACUGGGGUUCGUGUCCUUCGUGGGGUCAUCAAGGUUAGCGGCGACACAACCCCGGGAUUCAGGUGCCAAGGUAUCGAAGUGAAGUACGCAUUAAAGAUCGAUCUGCUACCUUUCUCGGCAAAGCAUUCCAACAAGAGACCGGCGAGCGGCGGCGCCGGAACGGCAUCGAGCAUCUCGGAUGCUUUGAGAAGCAUAAGCGAGACCGCACGACCCUCGUUCUCCUCUAGAAGAGAAGCUUCGCAGUCAUAUUUCGAUCGCGGGAACCCGUCCGAUAGCGAUCCUAAUUCGACACCACGCACGCCGCCAAACUACCCAAGAUCUUCACACCUCGCGGGCGGACAAGCGGCAUCCCCGCCACUGCCACCUCUUCCGCCGCAGCAUCGCGGAUCGCCGGGUACGCUGGGCAGCCCGCAAAUGAGCGAUAUUCGCUCUUACGUUGGUGGUUCCGGGCAAUCGCAUGCCGUGGGCGAUAGCGUGUACGGGUAAGUCCUGCAGACAGAGCUCGCCGCGUUUGUUUGCGCUCAGGCUGACAACCGCUUUCUCACCAUGCUUGUAGGGAUGAUGGCCAGCUCGUCGGCAAGAUUGAUAAGAGCACUGGUGCUUUGUGGCAAGAUGUUCGCUUGGUACGCGCCCACGCCAUGUACUCUGGUGGACGUGUCAACCGAUGA